AUGAAGAGAUAACACUAAGAGCUUAACUACGGUAGCUAGUAAAACAUUAACUAAAAUAAGAGAAGAAAAUUGGCUUGUUUAAGAGUAUCAGGUUUAAACAAGCAGAAUUAAUUACCUCUAUCAUACGAUUUAAAUUUAAGAUCAGAAUUAGAUUCUAAUAAUCUCUUCCCAAGCAAGCAGAAGAAAAUAUCAACUAUCUUUUGCAAUUAAGGACAGUAGAAUGAUAAGCUAGCACUCUACAAAAAUGAUAGCGAUUUCGGCACAUAUUCUAACACUCCAUCAUCUAUGUAAACUCUUCAACAACAAAUGAACUACCGGGACUUCAGCUAUCAUUCGAGUGAGGCCGGUAACUUUGAAUCAAUUAAUGAAGAUUCUAACAAUGAAAGCAAUCUUGACUGCAGUGAGGAUAUUUUUCUAGUUGACCUCGAAAAUGAAGAACUUUCGAGCUAAAAAAAUAACCACAAUCUUGCUUAUGACAAGGACUAAAAAAAAUCAAUAAACGACAAACACAUAUGUAACAAUAGAAUUGGACAAAGAGAAGGAGCAAUUGCGGAAAUUUCAAAUUCAGUCUGUCAAUAGAUACAAGUUCCUGUCUCAAUAAAAUAUCUUUAGUCAGAGCCUAUGUUAGAAAAACAUAUUUUAGAUAAUAUCUUUGCAAGCAAGUUCUUAAGUAUCAAGCAUAGAAUAUCAAUAGCAGAUUGGAUGAUUCAAUUUUGUACUACAUAUAAGCUUCAAAAAUCUACAUUCCAUUUGGGCCUACAUUACUUUGAUUAAGUAAUCCUCAAGUCUUUCUAGUACAAAGAAAGUAUCGAUCAAUAAAGACUUGAGGCUUAUGCUUCCAUGAGUUUAUUUAUUGCUAGCAAAAUUAACGAGGUUUCUCCUCCAAGCUUUUAGCUAUUUUAACUCAGCGUUAAAUAAACCAAUAAUUCUUAGUAGCUCAGGGAAAGUGAGAUAAAGAUUUUGCAGUAUCUAGACUGCAAGCUCAUAGGAGCAACCGCUCUAGACAUGAUGCAUCAAAACAUGAUUUAUUUGAAUCAGAAACAGAGUUAAUAAAAAUAAAUAACUUAAUAAGAAUACUUUAUUUAUCUUGAUAUCCUGGAUCUACUCUAGUUAGAUCCUUACUUUAAGUCUUUUCCACCUAUGAUCAUGGUUUUCACAGUUAUGCAAAUCAUCAAAUGCUUGCUUGAUGGAAACGAAUUAAUCUCUAAGUAGCUGCAAAACCUUAUCAAAAUGGAAGCGGUUGAUAUGAUUAAAGAGUAUCAAGGUACUAAUUAGAUACUUAUAACUAAUGUAAGCUUGAUUGAAACCAGUGUCCACUAUGUCCUUAGAUACAAAGAGAUAAUUAAUACUAUAGUUCAAGAAUACAAGAAAAAUUAAGUCUUGAUAAAUACAAAUAUAGAAGGCAAAAAUGAACAGCUAAUUAAGGAUAAAUUCAGCUAAGUCCAUUCCUUCCCAAGCUAAUUAAAGACUGAUUUCUCUAGGGAGAUCAUAAACUCAAUGAACAAUUAAAAUUGA
Molecule: messenger RNA, 1515 nt
Organism: Stylonychia lemnae
Lineage: Eukaryota; Ciliophora; Spirotrichea; Sporadotrichida; Oxytrichidae
Source: the annotation of a GenBank genome assembly